AUGGAGAAUCGAAAAGGAGGAAACUCGAGCUCGGAAGCUUUGACCACGACGCUUCGCAAUGCGAUCCAGGCUCUAGGCCGCGGUUUCGAUGUCACAUCAGAUGUUCGGCUUCUGUACUGCAAAGGAGCUCCUGGGUCAAGACUCGUUCGUAUCGAAGAAGGACAAAACAGAGAUCUUGAACUGUCCGACGGAGAUCUUCUUCCCGACGUCCCUGCUGAUAUCGAGUGCUCACGAGGCAGAAAUUGCAUCCAGCGAAUCCCUGUUUGCAGCUUCCAUCAGAUGGCAGAGUACUUCAAUGAGAGAUCAGGAGUGAAAGGGAACAUACCACUCGGAUGCUUCAACGCAAUGUUCAACUACACAGGCUCUUGGCAAGUCGAUGCAGCUUCCACAAAGUCUCUUGCACUCGUUGGAUACUUCAUUCCACUCUACGAAGUCAAACUGGCAAAGCUCAAACUGGUUCUGCGCAACGAGAUCAGACUCGCUGUUCCUUCCUCUUGGGAUCCAGCUUCUUUAGCUAGCUUUAUCGAAAACUACGGGACGCAUAUUGUAACCUCGGUGACGAUUGGUGGAAGAGACGUGGUUUACAUAAGACAACACCAGUCUUCUCCUCUACCUGUAUCCGAGAUCGAGAGCUACGUCAGUGACAUGAUGGAGCACAGGUUUCACGAAGCGGAGAGCCAAUCGAUCACUGGUCCCUUAAAAUACAAAGAUAAGGAUAUUACAGUAAUAUUCAGGCGAAGAGGAGGAGACGAUCUUGAGCAGAGCCAUGCUCGUUGGGCAGAGACUGUACACGCAGCUCCAGACAUUAUCAACAUGACUUUCACUCCCAUUGUUUCUCUCCUCGAAGGCGUGCCUGGUUUACGUCACUUGACUCGUGCCAUCGAGCUUUACUUGGAAUAUAAGCCUCCUAUAGAAGAUUUACAAUACUUCUUGGACUUCCAAAUAGCUAGAGCGUGGGCUCCAGAGCAGAGUAGCCUCCAAAGGAAAGAGCCUGUGUGUAAAUCUCUACAAUUCAGCUUAAUGGGUCCCAAACUGUUCGUCAGUGCUGAUCAGGUAACGGUUGGUCGUAAACCGGUGACUGGUCUCAGGCUAAGCUUAGAAGGAAGCAAAGUGAACCGUCUCUCUAUCCAUUUACAACACUUAGUCUCUCUCCCAAAAAUCUUGCAGCCACAUUGGGACUCUCACGUGCCUAUAGGUGCACCGAAAUGGCAAGGACCGGAGGAGCAAGACAGCCGCUGGUUCGAGCCGAUCAAGUGGAAGAACUUCUCUCACGUAAGCACCUCUCCGAUCGAGCACAACGAGACCCACAUCGGAGAUCUCUCGGGGGUUCACAUUGUCACCGGAGCUCAGCUCGGUGUUUGGGAUUUCGGGUCGAAGAACGUUUUGCACCUGAAGCUGCUCUUCUCUAAAGUCCCCGGUUGCACGAUAAGACGGUCUGUCUGGGACCACACUCCGGUUGCUUCCACGGGGAGAGUAGAACCGGGAGGUGCUUCUACGUCGAGUUCGAGUGAGGAGAAGAAAGAGGACGUGUCGGGGCAAUCAGGGAAGCUAGCAAAGAUCGUGGAUUCGUCGGAGAUGUUGAAAGGACCACAGGAUUUGCCUGGACAUUGGCUUGUCACUGGAGCAAAGCUAGGCGUUGAGAAGGGUAAGAUUGUGUUGCGUGUCAAGUAUUCUUUGCUGAAUUAUUGA
Microthlaspi erraticum is the source of this 1689-nucleotide messenger RNA. The record is from the annotation of a GenBank genome assembly. Lineage: Eukaryota; Viridiplantae; Streptophyta; Magnoliopsida; Brassicales; Brassicaceae.